UAAUUAAUUUUUUGUAAUAGAUUGGGAUAAAUCAGAACAUAUCCCUGAUCCUGACGCUAAAAAACCUGAAGAUUGGGAUGAUGAAAUUGAUGGAACAUGGGAACCACCAAUGAUUGAUAAUCCUGAAUAUAAAGGUGUUUGGAAAGCUCGUCAAAUUGAUAAUCCAGCUUAUAAAGGAGCAUGGGUUCAUCCUGAAAUUGAUAAUCCUGAUUAUGUUGAAGAUCAAAAUCUUUAUUUAUAUAAAGAUUUUGGUAUGAUUGGUUUUGAUUUAUGGCAAGUUAAAUCUGGUACUAUCUUUGAUAAUAUAAUUAUCACUGAUAGUGUUCAACGUGCUGAAGAAUUUGCUAAAGAAACAUGGGUAAAAACUACAGAACCAGAAAAAAAAAUGAAAGAUGAUCAAGAUGAAGUUGACCGAAAGAAAGAAGAAGAAGAACGUAAAAAACGAGAAGCUGAAGAAAAAACAAAGAAACCCGAUGAUGGUGAAGAAUCCGAUACGGAUGACAAGAAAUCACCUGAUAAAGAUGAAUUAUAA
Molecule: messenger RNA, 532 nt
Organism: Rotaria sordida
Lineage: Eukaryota; Metazoa; Rotifera; Eurotatoria; Philodinida; Philodinidae
Source: the annotation of a GenBank genome assembly